Molecule: messenger RNA, 653 nt
Organism: Diabrotica virgifera virgifera (western corn rootworm)
Lineage: Eukaryota; Metazoa; Arthropoda; Insecta; Coleoptera; Chrysomelidae
Exons: 2
Coding region: 165-653 (162 amino acids)
Source: RefSeq, a predicted model, not a curated record
GCUUAGACAAAAAGAGGAGGAGAAGCGUAGAAAAGUAGAGGUAGAAAUCAUAAGUAGUUUUCUCAACGAAAACGUUAUUUUAGAGUUAAGUCAAACUAAUUUUAGAAUAGAUACAUUAAAAGGUAAACAAAAUUAUUUAGCCAAUAAAAUAGAGCAACAACAAAAUGAUUUCCUUACCUUAUUAUAUUUCUGUAGCAAAUGUAGAAUUUAAACAAACAGCUUCAUCAUCCUCAAUAGUUGAACAAGGCCCAAUUAGAAUUAGUAAAAUUUUAAAACCACCCAAGUUCGAUAACCAAACAACGUGGAAAAUUUAUCGUUUUCAAUUCGAAGCUACAGCUAGAGCAAAUGGGUGGAAUGAAAGAGAAAUGUCAGCUUUUCUGAUGGAGUCGCUUAGGAGACAGGCAGCAACCAUUUUGCAAUUUCUUCCCCAGGAUUCACCUAGUUAUGACUCUCUUGUUCAAGCUUUAGAGAUAAGAUGUGGCCAGCAGCAUCUAAAGCAGGUUUUCCAAAGUCAGCUGAAAGUUCGAUAUCAAAAACGUAACGAAAGCUUGCAAGAAUUUGAAGCUAAUAUUAAAAGAUUGUUGCAUUUGGCAUACCCUCACCCUCAGGCAUCUAAAGAUUUUCUUGAACAAAUUGAUAUAAAGCAUUUAUAG